Molecule: messenger RNA, 1720 nt
Organism: Haliotis rubra (blacklip abalone)
Lineage: Eukaryota; Metazoa; Mollusca; Gastropoda; Lepetellida; Haliotidae
Product: sialate O-acetylesterase-like
Exons: 9
Coding region: 90-1568 (492 amino acids)
Biological process (GO): carbohydrate metabolic process
Molecular function (GO): sialate O-acetylesterase activity
Source: RefSeq, a predicted model, not a curated record
AUAUAGAAACCCUUAUCUACAGUGGUUCAAGUCAGAGGCUUUAAAACCCUCAAGGCUGUUAUCUCACCACUCUUUACAACUAGACAAACAUGAAGCCUGUUCUGGUAUUCCUGUUAAUAUGUUCAGGCGUUGCAGGCGAACUGAAACUGGCGUCUUACUAUGGGGACCACAUGGUGCUACAACGAGGGCCACAGAGGGCGGUAAUGUGGGGCAAAGCUAAGGUAAUAGGAGACGAGGUGACAGUUGAGGUCAGCGGUGCUGCAGCAGUGAAGACAAAAGUUGUCAAUGACCCAUCUGGAACAGAGGGACUCUGGAAGGUUAAGCUUCCGGCCGUCACAGACCCAGGUCCACACACGGUGAAAGUCACAUCAAGCGAAGGGGAGAUCACUCUCAGUGAUGUUUUGUUUGGGGAUGUGUGGGUGUGCUCUGGACAAAGCAAUAUGGGAUUUGCACUUAGUCGAGUCAUUAACGCAUCAGCUGAAAUUACCGAAGCCUUGAAGUUCAAGAACAUCAGGAUAUUUAAAGUUGGCCAAGUCGAAUCACCCUCACCACUCGAAGACCUUGAAAAUGUGUCAACACCGUGGACAGCACCCACAGAAGAUACUGUGUCGAGUUUUUCUGCAGUUUGCUGGUUGUUCGGCGAGUACCUCUACCCACACAGGAACUACCCAAUAGGCCUAGUCGAGGCAGCAUGGGGAGGAACUCCUAUUGAAACAUGGUCCUCGCCUGAUGCACUGGCAAAAUGUCCCGAACAUCAAGUGAGCGGACCAAAGACUAAAAGUGCGGCGUGGAAUGCCAUGAUCAAUCCACUGUUGGACUUGACAAUAUUUGGAGCAAUCUGGUGGCAAGGUGAGGGCGGCGUACCAAAGAGAUAUCAAUGCCAGUUCCCGGCUAUGAUUCAAGACUGGAGACAGAAGUUUGGAGCUGCUUCAGAAGGUGAAACGGACGCUGCGUUCCCUUUUGGAUUUGCCCAGCUGGCUGCUAAUAAAAAGACGGACGAAGCUGGAUUCUUUCCCGAACAACGCUGGGCCCAGACAGCCGGAUUUGGGUUUGUUCCCAAUAAAAAGAUGCCACAAACAUUCAUGGCUGUAGCUAUGGACCUCCCAGACUACAAUUCCCCCUAUGGACCAAUUCACCCUCGAUACAAGCAGGAUGUCGCUCACCGCUUAGUUUUAGGGGCACGUGCAGUUGGUUACAAAGAGCCAGGGGUGAAGUUUCACGGUCCCUUCCCCAAGACGUUCAGUCUUGACAACGAUCAACAGACGCUGAAGAUCACCUACGGUCCAAACAACCCUCUCGAUGUUCUUAACAACCAUGGUUUUGAGGUGUGCUGUUCCAGUCAGAGCACAACGAAAUGCGCAGACUCAGAUGAGUGGGUGGCUGCACCAAUCACAGACCAGGACACAAACUCUGUAUCGGUAUCAGUAGCUGGCUGUGAGAGCAAGUCGCCAGUUGGUCUCCGAUAUGAAUGGCGCAUGAGUCCCUGUGAUCUCAAGGACUGUGCCAUAUAUGGAAAAGACACAGGCUUGCCGGCGCCGCCAUAUAUCAAAGAAAAUGGUUUUAACUAGUCUGGGAUGAGUGUACUAUGUAUGUUAGUACACUCUGACGACUAUGAGUACCAAAGCUGCAGACUAUUUCUGAUUGUUGGAAUUUCAUAAACGAGAUGUUCAGUAAUCUAUCAUAUAUUAGAUAAGUUUUCGAUUAAAGACUGAAGUGACCA